AGUAGAUUUCGUUCGAAUUUACAGUAAAUUAAACUUUCCAGCACACACCAAAUUGAAUAGUAAUGAGUAGCACAUCAAUUAUAUCGAUUAGAUGAGAUGCGAUUCCGGAGAUUUGUUGUUGUUCUGAGUAUACUUACAACAACAGUUCUAUUAUAUUUAUUACACCAGAUCCUAGAACGUGGAAAUGGAGAUACAUUCAAUAAAUCGAUCUUUACAUCAACGGAAUCACAGCCAUUGUACGUGGCCGUAGUAGUUUGUGGGCAAAGAAUGCAAGAAGUAUUGGUAAUGAUUAAAUCCGCUCUCUUAUUUAAUUCCUCAAGAGAAAAACUGUAUUUUCUAAUCUUUGCGGAAGAACGUCUUACGAUCAGUUUUAAUGAAAAGUUAAACGAUUGGCGCGCUAUUCGUCCAGAAUUCGAUUUUAGAUUGUUACCAUUGCAAUUUCCCCUUAAUAGUGAAAGAGAAUGGCGCAAUCUUUUUAAGCCGUGUGCCGCCCAACGUUUGUUCUUACCGUCUAUUUUAGAAACAGUUGACGCGGCACUCUACGUGGAUACUGACAUACUAUUUUUAUCACCGGUGGCAGAUAUAUGGAAAUUUUUCAAAAGUUUUAAUGGAACUCAAAUAGCAGGUGUUUCACCAGAACACGAAGAUGCAAAUGUUGGUUGGUAUAAUAGAUUUGCUCGCCAUCCGUUUUAUGGGCCGCUGGGCGUAAAUUCUGGGGUAAUGUUAAUGAAUCUUACACGUAUGCGCGAAUUUAAAUGGGAAGAAAAGGUAUUGCCAAUAUAUAAGGAAUACAAGUUGCGUCUUACUUGGGGUGACCAAGACAUAAUAAAUAUUCUAUUUUACUAUCACUCUGAGAAACUAUACCUAAUGCCUUGUGAGUAUAAUUAUCGUCCUGAUCAUUGUAUGUACAUGAAUAUUUGUAACGUUUCGGUGGAAGGAAUUAAAGUUAUUCACGGAAAUCGUGGUUAUUUUCAUUCAAACAAGCAGCCGUUAUUCCGCACCAUUUAUGAAGCGGUGGAAAGUUAUCAACUUGGUCAAAAUGAAUACAAUGAAUUCUUAGUCCCACUUCGCGAAGCUUUGCAAGAUUCUGUUAUUCUAAAAACGAACUGUGGUAAGAUAUGGAAAGAUGUCUUAUUGGUUGCCAACAAAGUUUUCCCAAAGGAAUUUAUUGGAUCAGCUUAAUUUAUUUAUUUAUAUACGCUUCUUUCACAUUCCACAAUUUGUAAGCACUUUUUAUAAUGGCAACCGAUUUGCCAAAUAAAUUGUAAAAGCAAAAACG
Molecule: messenger RNA, 1279 nt
Organism: Glossina fuscipes
Lineage: Eukaryota; Metazoa; Arthropoda; Insecta; Diptera; Glossinidae
Gene: shams
Product: glucoside xylosyltransferase 2
Exons: 4
Coding region: 97-1182 (361 amino acids)
Biological process (GO): protein O-linked glycosylation via N-acetylgalactosamine
Molecular function (GO): UDP-xylosyltransferase activity
Source: RefSeq, a predicted model, not a curated record